CAACUGGCCUCCGAACGUAUCUGCCAGUCGGCAGCGGGGCAGUGUCUUGCGAUGAACUGACGUGGGUAGUUCGGUUCGAUUUGAACAGAUUUCGGCAAGUACCGUAACGCGGAUAUAACAGUUCCUACGUGGCCGAUUUGUGUGUUUCGCGGUCACCAGUUGUGCACCAGUGAACCACCGGUGAUAGUGAUUGUGACAGAACCAUACACCGUUCGUGACACCGCGUAAGUGACCGUACAGCGAUCGAUUGACGGAGCAGAGCCGACCGAAUUUCGGUUCCGCCACAGUUUUCAUCCGACGUCUUAGUCGAAUAGGCUUCAUCGUCGGUUUCAUCUAGGGUGCAACAGAAGGUUACCGAUUCUGUUAACAGGAUGUCCCGAAAACGGCCCCGGGAGAUGGCACUUUCGUCGACGAGUCGGGCAUCAACGGAGGAUUCAGUCACACUGGACAUUGUUGCGAGUGUAGAAUCGAGCGAUGGCCAGCGACGUCAGCACAAUGGACGAACCAAAAACGGUGGUGAUACGAUUAAUGGUAGUGGUGCUGCUGCUGCUGCUGCUGGUGGUGCUGGUGGUGUAGCGACAAACAAACGGUUCAGUAGUAUUCGCAUCGAAGAUGAUGGGAUGGAAAUCGGCAGUGUUGAUAAUUGCUGGCCACCUGAGCAGGAUAGCUCACGGGACGGACGAAUGAAUUUCGAUUCCCAACCAUCAACAUCUACGAAACCGACGCUUUCCAGUUUAUCCAGUCAACUAGGAAGUGGUGUCGAGCAUAGCCCACCGGUCACAAUUUGCAAACCGGCGCCAUACUCGGAUGAGCUGGAUGCGAUUACCGAACGGGAUCAUUGUGACUACAACCAGAAGAUCACCUACCAGAUGGCUCGAAAUGGCACCGCACCGCGAAGGAUUCGGGUCUACGCCGACGGUAUUUACGAUCUAUUCCACCAGGGCCAUGCCCGGCAGUUAAUGCAGGCCAAAAAUGUGUUUCGUAAUGUGUAUCUAAUUGUUGGAGUGUGCAACGAUGAGCUAACGCACAGCAGAAAGGGCCGCACGGUUAUGGACGACGAUGAGCGGUACGAGGCGGUGCGACACUGUCGCUACGUUGAUGAGAUCGUACGCGACGCUCCCUGGGAGCUGGAUGACGACUUUCUCGAACGGCACAAGAUAGACUUCGUCGCCCACGACGAGAUUCCGUACAGUUCGGAUGAUUGCAACGAUAUCUACGCCAACAUCAAGGCCCGCGGUAUGUUCGUGGCAACGGAGCGCACCGAAGGCGUCAGCACGUCCGACAUCGUCGCCCGGAUCGUCAAGGAUUACGAUAUCUACGUGCGGAGGAAUCUCGCCCGGGGAUACACAGCCAAAGAACUGAACGUUUCGUUCCUGUCGGAGAAAAGGUUCCGUUUCCAGAACAAGAUGGAUGAACUGAAGGACAAGGUGAAGAAGGGUAAAGGGGAUAUCAUCAGCAAGUGGGAGGAGAAAUCAUCGGAUAUCAUACGUACGUUCCUGUUGAUGUUUGGCAAGGACAGCAGAAUCUCAAACUUUUUGUCCGAUUCGAAACAGCGGAUAAAGUCCGCUCUGAGCCCUCCGGGAAGUCCACAUGGAGGCAGCAACAGCAGUUUGCACGAAUACGGUGACGAUGAUGCCGAGAGUCCCGAUUCGGUGCUUGAUUCGCCUCCAAUGAAACGCUCGAAUCUACUGCGAUCGAGAAGUCAGUUGCCGGAAGCCGAUGAUGAGGUGGACGACAACGACGAUGAGAAGAGUGCGGAUGAUGAUGACGACGAAGAUGAAUUCGCGGAUUCACGUUCACAGUUCAAUUCCAGCUACAAUUUGGCCACGAUGGUCAAUGGUCAUAAUGGGCAACACUAGGCCAGAAUGCCGCAAUUUUUCUAGCUUUUGUCGUUAUUGUAGUGAAAUUGUAAUGCACAGAGCAUUGAAUGAAUUGGUUUUUUUGUGUGAACGGUAGAGGAUCGCGUGGAAAUCUUGGACUUGUAGAUCCAGACUGCAACGUUUACCCGCUGAAGGGAUAAUUCUAAUGGAAUGUUAAAUUAGAGGCAAAUUUGUGCGAGCACGAGUGAGAUGGGAUAGAAGCUACGUUUCCUAAAUGUAUUUAUUUAAUUAUAUUAUCUCAAAUGUGGGACAUCUCAACCUUCCGAACAUAGUAGCCAGUAGUAUUGAUUUGAAUUUUAGAAGGUUGUUUAAAAUUUGUCUCCGAGUGGCAAGAAAAUUGUUGUUGCUUAUUCUUUCUAAUUGAAAUUUAAUUUUCAUAACGUUAUCUUGUUUUACUCUGGUGCUGCCGCAUAGCAUAAACUACACUCAUUCGAAAGUUUGUAUAGUUAAUCUAUUACUUGUAUUGCAUCAGGGUGAAAACGAAAACGUUAGUAUCUAGUUGCAGACCUCAAACAUUAUGUUGGCUAAUUGGAAACGAUUAUUGUUUGCAUCGGUAUACUUAUUUAAUGCUAAUUUAUCCAAUGAACUCUGAAACUGGUAUGGUUUACGAAAAAGAAAUUCUAAUCACAAGUAUGUGAUCAGGAAGCAAACAUUGAAAUAUAAAUUAUUAUUACAUAAAUUUA
This is a messenger RNA of Malaya genurostris, 2563 nucleotides long. RefSeq names its product choline-phosphate cytidylyltransferase B-like. Gene Ontology annotation, molecular function: phosphatidylcholine binding; choline-phosphate cytidylyltransferase activity. The record is from RefSeq and is a predicted model, not a curated record. The transcript is spliced from 6 exons. Gene Ontology annotation, biological process: CDP-choline pathway. Bases 372 to 1859 code for a protein of 495 amino acids. NCBI's taxonomy places the organism in Eukaryota, Metazoa, Arthropoda, Insecta, Diptera, Culicidae.